Messenger RNA from Talaromyces atroroseus, 1764 nucleotides. RefSeq lists its product as hypothetical. The record is from RefSeq and is a predicted model, not a curated record. The transcript is spliced from 3 exons. The coding region runs from base 1 to 1764 and encodes 587 amino acids. Gene Ontology annotation, biological process: protein import into nucleus. Gene Ontology annotation, cellular component: cytoplasm. Lineage: Eukaryota; Fungi; Ascomycota; Eurotiomycetes; Eurotiales; Trichocomaceae.
AUGUUACCGCCCGAGCAGUUCCAUAUCAAGCGUCGACGAGAAGAGGAGCCGGUAGAAACGCUCUACAUCCAGUCUGAGCUGCACCAAAAGAAACGGCGCUUUACAGACUUUAUUUUCCAGAGGGUGAAAAUCCCGAGUGGCACCACCACUCCCAGGAAUGAUGACUCUUCUUCUAUCCCCUCGUCAUCGCCUGCGGCUGCUCUGGCCCUGCAGGACCGUCUCCGCAGUCCCAGGUCUGUGAGCACAUCGGGCUUUGCGAGCGACAACAAAGUGCGCCGUCAGCCUGCAGCCAGACCAACAACAACAACAACAACAACAACAGUAGGAACGAACGGCAUUCCCACUGUUAGAACAACGUCUCCAGGCGCAGAGUUUCGUGAUGAAAGUAUUCGCACCGAGACUCGACGCCGCGAACUCGAGGCUAAACGCAAACGACUCCAAGAGCCUUUGGGUCAGUUUUUGCCGAAAUCAGAGGAGACUGAAGUUCCAUUGCAGACUAGUGAUGAUGAUGCGCGUGUCACUCCUGCUUCGUCUAUUUCAGAGGAAAAGGAGAGCAGCGGCGGCCGCACGCGUCCACUCAGUGCUACUCCCUCUGCAUUUCCAACCUCUCUCCGGCGUUUCCAUAUUGCGCGGCCAAGCACGUCCAUGGAUUCUCUUAAGGGAGCUGCUGGAGGCGGAGUGUCGAAGAAAGGCAGCACGCCAAACCGGGCUCGAGCGAUUCUGGUCGAGAAACUUACUCGAUCACCUUCGCUAAGAGGUGCAUCAGUGUUGCAGACACUGGAGAAGAAAGCAGAUGGCCAUGUGGAGUUGGACACGGUGGCCCAGUCUCAGGUUGCCGCUGCUCAACCUAAGGCAGCUCAGCAGUCUAACUCCCAACUUCCAGAAACCAAAUCUGGGCCUUCAACAAGAAAGCGACCCGUCGUUAACCAAGCCGAGAAAAAUUGGAGAGCACAGCAUCAACCCGCUAUCUCGGCAGCCAAAGAACACUUGACGACCAAAUACGAACAAACUGCAGAUGAUUUAGACAGGCUAGCCGCAGAUCUAGAACAGGUGAUGCUAGAUAUAGAAUCAGAGGAAAACCAAAUGGACGGUCUUGUUCACAAAUCACCAUCAACUACCGCAAAUGCACAUGUGUCUAUUGCACCGAAGCCAAAAACACCCUUGAAAUAUCAGCCCCGUCAUCCAGCUCCUCGAAAAACAGCCGCACUCUCAGCAUAUGUCACAAACGAGGAGGAAUACGCCUUAGAAGACAAGACUAUGCACGAAGCAGAUAGUGACGGCGAGUACGUGUACGACACCUAUAUCCGCAUCCCGUUACACACGGCGCCUCAGCUACCACAACAAAAGCUACAAUCAGACAUAACCGGAUACACAGAUCCACUAGCCGAAGCCAAUGCAGCAAACGGCAUCAGCACCAUUGGCCCAACACGCACAGACAUUGGCGUCGUCGUAAUCACUUCCGAUGACGAGGAGAUCUGGGAUCAAUACUUGGAAGACGACCAAGACUCCGAGGUCGACUGGGAUGGCGACGAUGUAGAUUCGAACGCGGAAGACAAUCCCGCAAACGACUACCCCGACGAAGAGCUUUCGUCUGCAGAUGAAUACGACGAUAAACCAAGUAUAUAUCGUCGGUAUCGGUCAACGGCGUCUGAUGACGAGGAGUAUGACAUUAAUGAGUUUGAUGAAGAGGGGGGAUUUGAUGAUGACUAUAAAAAGUAUAUGUAUGAUUAUGUUGGAGAUGACGACGACGAUGAAGAUUAUUAA